GGUCGCACUGGAUUCAACGUCCUAUACAUCAAGUGUACAUUCGUAGCUUUUCACGACUUGGGCUCGCGCACGUCUGCGUGCAUAAAUACGUUCGUAUACAUGCACCACAUAUAAGUGCAGUGCCGCCUCGUGGCACGGAAGCUUUUGCCCAGCAGCGGGAAAAAUCGAAGAGAAACUGUUUGCUGUGGUUUCCAAGGAAUACGCGAGCUGCGCGACUUGUGUACGAGUUUUUGCGGGCGUCGCGGCGGGACUCGCUUGUGUCAACGACAUGUGUUGCGAGUAAUUUUUCGCGAUUCCGGUCACGCGCAUCGUACUCGCGCUCGUGAUCGCAAUUGUGGUCCAUCGGGACGAAGCUUUGCUCCGUUUUUCUUGAUUUUUUUCGAGCGUCAAAAUGGUCUUCGAAGCCGUAAGCGAGGAGCAGAGGCAGCAAUUUUUUCGCCAGGGCUGCAACGCGCAUCUUCCCGGGUACACAGGGCACUGUCCGACCUUGAAGUUUCGAGUUGGCAAGCGAUACGGAGCAUGUACUCAAGAAAUUAUUAAAGAGCUCGUGGAGAAAAAGAUUUUAAAAACGGAACCUUACAGGCCGAGCAUGAACAAGGAAAAUCUAGUCCCAAUUCGACGAGAGAAUAUUAGAAAGGAUUUGAAAAGGGACACAUGCGUAUACAGAACACCACCCUACAUAUUGGGCUACACAGGCUAUAUUCCAGGUUACAAGAGUAGAUAUGGCCUCACGUUUAUGCGAGCUGUGGAGGAGGGUGCUACGGAGUGGCGGGAGACCCAAAGCAAAUUGCGGGCGCGCAGGGAUACAAUGAGGGCACAAAUUGAGAUGCAAGACCCACGGAAUUUGCUUUCGCGCGUAAGACACGACAACGUCGAUAUUGUGAUCGAUCACGGCCACGGCAAGCGGCAAUAUUUUGAUAAUCAAGUGUCGGCGGAAAGUCCACCGAUCGUUGGCUACACGGGUCACAUACCCGGAGCAAGAGGACAAGUCGAUCUGUCGAAGCGUUACGCGCAGGCAGCCAAACGUGGUCUUGAACUUCACGAGCAGGGACGUCGUUCGAGACUCGGUCAGCACGACGAGGCCGCUAUUCAGAGAGUUCUCGAUGUGGCCUGUGUCGACGAAACGGGACAUUCAAAGCCUUAGUCGUCCAUCUGAUGAUAGAAUCAUAAUUCACUCACGUGAUAUCAUGUAAAAUAUUGAUUGUAGAUUUUAAUGUAGAAAACCUUUCUCUUCUUUCAACUUCAAAAAUUCCUUGUAUUUUCAAUGCAUCGAUAGAUUUCAUGUAAUAUGCUUGCUCUCAAGUUCAUACUUUUAGUCUAUUUUAUGAAAGUUUCUAUAUUAAGAAUGCUUCAACUUUUAAUGUAAAUUUGUUCGAAAAUGUAUCUUUUUAAAAUUAAUUAAUUUAAAAAAAACGAAACUUUUGACAAUAUAGAGUAAUUCUUUGAAAAACACUGUAUUUAUAAUGUGGUGGCAUCUGUAAUAUUUUCUAUUCGAUUGCUCAUGAACAUUAUAAAAUAUUUUUGUAUGGAAUAGUAUAAUUGGAACUUGUAAAAUAUAAGCAUCACUACCAAAAUAUCAUUUAUUAAAAAUUUAGCUCAAAGAUCAAAAGAAAAAGUACUCUUGCAGUAAAAGAUAUUAUAUGAAAUAAAAUUUAAACUGCAAUUAGAAAAUCGAAAUUAAUCGAUUAGAUCAGAGUCUAAAAACUAAUGUGGUUUAGUUAAUUUAAAUAAAAAAUGUUAUAAUUUUGAUAUAUACUUUUUUGAAAUGGGUCACGAAAAAAUUUCAAC
This is a messenger RNA of Trichogramma pretiosum, 1788 nucleotides long. Its product is annotated as UPF0605 protein GA14893-like. The record is from RefSeq and is a predicted model, not a curated record. Bases 392 to 1144 code for a protein of 250 amino acids. Lineage: Eukaryota; Metazoa; Arthropoda; Insecta; Hymenoptera; Trichogrammatidae. The transcript has 5 exons.